GCAGCAGCCAGGCGCAGGAGCAUGCUCGUGGGGCAGUUCCUCUCGCGGAGCAUCUGCAAUGCAGUCGGCUAUGCGUACCCGAUCUACAUGUCGGUCAAGGUCGCGGCCAAGGACGACGCGGUCGACGAGCAGAUCCAGUGGGUCGUCUUCUGGACGGUCAACGCCUGCUUCUCCGUCUUCGAGAUCAUUGCCGACCGGCUCGGCAGCUUCAUUCCGCUCUACUACGAGGCCAAGGUGUGCAUGAUGGCGUGGCUCGCGCUGCCUUACUUUCGUGGCGCGACGCAGAUCUACGAGAAGCUCCUCGCGCCCUACUUUGUCAAGUACGAGCAGUCGCUCGACGCCUCGAUCGACCUGGCCAGCGACAAGUUGUCGCAGCUCUGCCGCGAGGCCGCGUCCUUAGCGAUCCAGAAAGGCUCGGGGGCCAUCGUCCAGGGCCAGCAAUACAUUGUCAUGCAAGCGAUGCAGCAAGCGUGGAACCGACCCACGAGUCCGACGAGCGCGCCUAUUGCAGCCGUCGCCAAGCCGGUCGAGCCUGAGCCCAUCGUAUCACCAUCACCACUCAAGCAACCACCGACACCACCAAGCGAGCCGCCAUCCCGCCAAGAGAAGGAGGCGGAGCUCCUUGUGCACUUUCGCAUUCUCUUAUCGCGCGGUCUCAAAGUCCGCCACGGCGCCAAGUCGCGCUUGCUGCGGCUGAGUCCGUCGGGCACGCACUUGUAUCUCGAGUCCAAGGCGCACCGCGGCGCCGCGGCCCCUGUCGUCCUCAGUCUUCUCGCCGUCGCCGCGGUCGAUGCCAAGGACGAGGCGUGGUUCAAGAUCGACACGACGACGAUCCACCAUACACUGGCCUUGGACGCCGAAGUCAAGAAGACGCGCGACUUGCUCGUGGCGGGACUCCGCCUGCUCGUGCUCGCCUUCCAGAAGGAUGCCAAGCGCCCGCUCCAGCGACUUGCCCAGCUCCGUGCCCGCCACGCCAAGCAGUUGGCAUUUGAUAUGCUUCUCGACCACGUCAACCGCGCCAACCUUCAGCGUUCGUUUUAACGCAGCCGUUGCCUUUUCUUCUAUUAAAACGCAACUCCAAUCGAUCACUCCGCGCUGGCCAGAGG
Molecule: messenger RNA, 1106 nt
Organism: Saprolegnia parasitica CBS 223.65
Lineage: Eukaryota; Oomycota; Saprolegniomycetes; Saprolegniales; Saprolegniaceae
Exons: 3
Coding region: 22-1041 (339 amino acids)
Source: RefSeq, a predicted model, not a curated record